Messenger RNA from Daphnia carinata, 964 nucleotides. RefSeq names its product hatching enzyme 1.2-like. Bases 58 to 855 code for a protein of 265 amino acids. The transcript has 8 exons. Gene Ontology annotation, biological process: proteolysis. Gene Ontology annotation, molecular function: zinc ion binding; metalloendopeptidase activity. The record is from RefSeq and is a predicted model, not a curated record. Lineage: Eukaryota; Metazoa; Arthropoda; Branchiopoda; Diplostraca; Daphniidae.
GCCGAGUAUAAAACGGGACCUAAGCGGUUAGACUGAUGUUUAUUCAAACGCCCGAAGAUGCUACGCACAGCCACAUUCGUUCUCCUCUGCUUGGCAGUUACCUUAGGAUGGGCCAAUCCUUUAGGUAAGGCUGUAGAAGAGAGAGAUCCGGAGCUCAACCCAGACCUGUUCGAAGGAGAUAUUAUGGGUAUUAAUCCAGGAGAGACGCCGAAGAGUGCCGUCAUCGAUCCCACCAUCCUUUGGCCUAAUGGCAUCGUAUAUUACACUGUUGGCGCCGGAUUCACUACACAGGAACGUGCAACUCUCGAUGAGGCUUUUGCCAUCUACGAAGCCAACAGCUGCAUUAGAUUCGUUCAACGCACAAACGAGGAAUACUACGUGUCCGUCCAGAAGACUGGUGGCGGGUGCUACAGCUACAUCGGUAGGCGCCCACGUCUUUUGCAGCCACAGACUCUAUCCUUGGACUCCGGUUGUUUCCGUUGCACAGCUACUGGAUGCAAAACUGGAACCCCCAUUCACGAAUUCUUGCACGCACUGGGUUUCUAUCACGAGCAGAGCCGCACCGAUCGCGAUGAUUAUGUAACCAUCAAUUACGCCAACAUUCAGCCAGGCAAAGAAGGCAACUUCGAGAGCUACGGAACUGAUGUCAUCACGGAUCAAGGACUGGCUUACGACUACGGAUCCGUUAUGCAUUACGGAGCAUACGCCUUCGCUGUCGAUCCCAACGUCCCAACUAUUAUCGUACCUGACGGCGUUUCUAUUGGUCAACGAGAAGGUUUUAGCGAGCUUGAUUUGGCCGGCCUUAAUUUGCUUUACGGAUGUGCUGAAAAGAAAAACGCCGUUGCUACCGCAUAAGCUGCAGAAGGAGAAACUCAUCAACUACUUACCCCAUCCAACUUUAGAAUUAACAAACACAAUAGCAAUCGACAAUUCGUUGACUAAUUGGCAAUAAAUCAAUUGAAAU